This is a messenger RNA of Bombus huntii, 11846 nucleotides long. RefSeq lists its product as uncharacterized. The record is from RefSeq and is a predicted model, not a curated record. The transcript has 3 exons. The coding region runs from base 5969 to 6943 and encodes 324 amino acids. Lineage: Eukaryota; Metazoa; Arthropoda; Insecta; Hymenoptera; Apidae.
GAUGCUGGCGAUGGUAGCCAAGGUGGCAGCGGCUGGACGGAAGACGAACGGCGAACGAACGUGUUCGAAGAGGACAGAGAAAAAAGGAUCGGAGGGAAACGCAUAGGGCAUGAUGAAGACGAGGCAGAAUAAGGUAAAGCCAUUGAGGAGAAGAGAGAAAACGAUGGUUAGAAAAGGUUGGAAGCGCGAGAACAGCUUGCCCCCACCGACCUAUGCGGCAGGUGGUUCUUACCGCCGUGGGCUAGGCCCAAGGGAUUGCCAAACCUUCGCGCGGCCGUCUGUCGUUGAGCUUUUUCAUCGGCGAGCCUGCUCUCGACCCCCGCGCAAUUUUUUCUCUCUCGAAAUAACCGCUAGGAACGACGAACGACGACCGAGGAAUUUAACGAGGACGAACGUCCUGUUUAAGGGUCAACUUCGCGGCUACUACUCCUCAACUGGAAUCGCGAGGAAUCUUAGCGAGAGGGUACAUUGGUCGCGAAAAGAGAAGAAUCGCGACCGGUGGUUUUUCGACGGUCGAAGGACACCUCGGUGCAGCAGGUGUCCGUUUCUCGACGAUCGCUCCUCUCCACCCGAUUUACCACGCUACCUGCCUCUUACUUUCGGCCAGCUGCUCCUCCAUCCUGCGGAAUUCUCUAUUUUCCUAGGAAUAAAUAUUCCCAUCGUUCUGAUGGUCGAAGGAUGCGUUGGACGAAAGGUGCGCGGACAUAUGGCUCGCGUGAAAAUCGACGUUUCCCACACCCGCGCGCGUUCACGUUCACAAACCGUAAGAGGAGCGCUGAACGCGAUCGAAGGGAAGAUGCGAAGGAUGAGAAGGGGUACGAAAUGAAAUCGAAGACGGGUCUCGAGGACGAGAGAGGCCGCAAAGGAGCGGGUCUCGAUUCGGAUGAAAGGCGGAGGACUCAACCAAGGGGAAACGUUCGUUGUUCGACGGCGAUCGGUUUUCGGCUCGGGUUGAAAAAUCGGGCGGGCGGUAAAUGGUAGACGAUCAGGUCGAAGUUUGCACGCGAGACGCGUCAAAAAUGCGCUUAAUUAAAUGGUAACGAUUGCCGUUCGCGAGCCGUUAACGAACCUUCGUAGGAACGGUCAGCGGAAUAAGCCCGGCGGAAUCGUCGAAAUAAUUGCGGCCGCGAUAAUUGCGCCUCGAUUCGAACGAUUCCGGGUGGCUCGCGUCAGCCCCGCGGCUUCUCCAACUUUUCACCCAUUGAUUAAAAGCGCGCGAUUAAACCCUGUGUCAUUCUCAACACGUUGUAAACGUCUCGAGUGCCCUCGUCUGCGCGAUUGGAUUCGAUCGAUGGCGUUGCUUCUUUCCAUUCGCGCUCGUAAAACCGACGCUCGAUCGUACUAAAUCUAGUAGAUCGAAACGACCGAAUCGUGAGUCUUCGUGUACGCGAGAUCCGUCCGGCCUGGAGUUUCAAGCAAGGUUAACGGAGAGUUAGCCCAGAGAGAGAAAAAGAGAGAGAGAGAGGAAAAGGCAAGCAACAACGACGAAGUAUGGUGGCAAAGAGGGCAGCCGGGCCUCGCACAGCAUCCCGUGGCCGCCACGUCCAGUCACGCGAACCAUUAAAGAUUCAAAGCCCGGAGGCCGAGCAGAUGGUCCCCGAACCGAGAAACGAGAAUCGUGAAGAGAUCUCUGCCAAGAAGCAACAGCCCGGACUCGGACUCGGACCCGAAAGCGGCAGCCCAGGAAUUACUAGGAAGCGGCAACACCGCCGGGCCGCGGUUACGUCCUACGGUCGUGCCGGUGACCGAGAGCUCCGACCCCUUCUCCACCUCUCGUGCCCUCCGCGCCAAACGCUUCCCUCGAACACCGCCAGCUUCUUUUCUACGCUUACGUUCGACGACGAGAACCUCUCUCUCCCCCCUCUCGUUCACCCUCUGUUAAGUCCUCUGCAUCUUCUUUUUCUUCCUCCACCUCCUCCCUCUUCUCUCCUUUUUUGCCUUUCAGAACCAUUCUCCCUCCCUGCCGCGUCUUACCUGACGCUCUCCCGGCACAGCGCUCGCCCGCCUCCUCUACCUUCCACCAACCUCCCAAACCGCCCGACAACGUCGCCUCCGCGAUCUCGCAACACCGUCGGGGCCUCUACCAUUGCCAGAGUUGGCAACGUCGCUACAUCGGGCCCCGAUACCGUGCCUCAGGCUCAGCAAUGCCUCUCCGCUCUCUGCUCGACUUUCUUACCGUUACCAUUCUAGCACGUGCAUUAUCGGCGCCAGCCUUUGUUCCACGAUUAAACUCGAUCGACUCGACUAGCUACGACGAGCACGUCGUCCGAAUUCACGAUGACGCGCGGGUCGUUUCGUUCGACAGACGAGCGACACUGACGACACGGUAUAUAUGUAUACGUCGAAUUGGUUCCAGAGGUCUCCUUGACGUCUCGAUAAGGAGUAUCUCGCGACGUGUUGAUCGAUGACACUCGAACGUAAUUCUAGAAACGGACCGUUCUUGUUUAUCCGUUCCAUAAAUCGUGGCUCUCGACAAACUCUCGCGGGACGUUUCCGUUCCCGGAACUCCUUCCUCCUUCGAACAGCUUAGCCCUUUACAUCGCUCUACCGCUUAGGUAUUAUUCUUCGCUUCAAAUGACGCUUCGAGUGCCUAUUGAACUCUUUCAAGGUCUAAUUGGAGUCUAGAUUACAGGCUCUAUUAGUCCCACGGUUCAAAAGAAUAACCAAAGCAAAGUCGAAAACCUGUCGCAAAUCUCAUAGAGGAUAAGCCUCCAUUAGCAGGGACUCGAUAUUUCCUAAGCCGGUACCAUUCCUUUGUCUCGUCUCCGCAAUAGGAUAGAACUCGGUCCAGGCGCUAAACUGGCCAGCUUGGUCGUACCUGACUUCUCCCUCGGUUCGCGCAUCGCAACGGCAUGGAAGCUACUUACGUGCAGCUCCGAAGUAAGUAUCUUUGGAGAAAUACCGUGAGGUAUAUAGAACGCGUCCACCCACGCCCGUGAAUACGACUGUCGCGUAGUCGCUUUCCCUGAACACUACCGUCCCCGCCUUUCGCCGACCUUGGAAUUCCUGAUUCUCGAGCGUCGCUCGUUCACCGCCGACACGGGUAGCCGCUUUCUGCUCGAACAAAUACGAGGUUGCAGCGUCGCCGGAGUUUACACGAUGCAAUGGACACGCGAGGUUGUGCGUACAAGACGCGUAUACCGCUAGGCCGAUACCGAUAUCGGGUGGACCCGUUCACGGCCGCGAAUGUAUGUACGCGGACAUAUGUAAGUAUUGUGGAAGAAACGGUCGGUGUCCCGGUUCGGGCGUUAGCGUGGAAAAAGAAAAACGACGACGUGGUCGAAGGCACUGGAAGAGGUCAUGCACGACGGGUGGCGCGAGAGAGGAGAGGCUGAGUAAAACCGCAUGGCCCCGAGAAUGGCAGCGUGUAACAAGAGGCUCUUUCAUUUCGUGGCCGCAGAUAUGGCGGCCGGAUCGGCGACAAAAACUUUUUUUUUCUCUCGUCGAGUUCGGAGAGGCUGAGAGAGCGCUUAUCGCACGUACGACGUCAAGAGCAUUCCUGGAUACUGUCUUGGCGAACGAGCGCCACAUACUGUGUGCAGUUCGACGUGGCGUUAAACGACGAACCAAGACGAGGGCGGAAAAAAUGGGGCGCGCGGCGAACGUGUCAGAAAUGAGAUGCAGUGGGGGGCGGCGAAUCGUCUACACGCGCGCCGACCGUAGUCGAAACUGUCGUUUACGAAAUGAGAAAGAAAUGUAAACUAUGGCCGGAGAACCGAAGGGAAGGUGGAACGGGGGGACGCGAGGCCGAUAAGAAAGAACACGUGCCACCUCGUUAAAACUCGUCUAGAGACCGGAUAUCGCAGUGGUCAGGACGUUCUGUUACUCGGUAGAAAUAACAGUGGCUGCUGUUUUGGAACGAAAACCGCGCAAAUCACGGACCCUGGUUACAGCCUAUAUUUGUAGACGAACCGCGACGGACCCCUAGGGCGACCGGAGGGCCACGGAGGGCCGCGGAGCGAAAGCGACCGGCCAACCGAACCAACAGACGGCAGGAACGCCGAACGGACCAGAACGAGAGAAGAGGACGGAAAGGUCUUGGGUUCAACGUUUCCUAAGAGAAGAUCGAAGCUAAAUUUAACCCUGUUCGCGUCACGGUACGCCAGAUACCAGAACAGCUUCCACACAGAACACCGUCAAAAUUCUCUUUGAUUGGCGUUGUUCGAUCGAUGCUCUUUCUACGUAAACUCGGUAGCCGUAGGCGCGACAAAAACGAGACACGGUAGUAUACGUAACUGGCUCGAAAUGCGUCUUACCGCGGCGAGCUCACGACGCGACAAGACGGGGGAAAGAAGGUCACGUUUCCGCGAAAAGACGACCUACUCUACUAUCUACUAUCAAUUCCCGUUUCCACCUCUCUGUCCUCCGCGAAUUAUAGUUUCUAUUUCGUUUCUACACAUAUGGAGAACGAGAGAGCAAGAGAGAAAGACGAGAGAGAGAGAGAGAGAGGUCUUGGAAAGAAACAGUCAACAGGAUGCGCGAUCUAAACGAAGGGAAAUAUAGAUGGAGAUAUUUCGAUAAGAAAGUCAGGACAAUUAAACAGUGUUGAGCGAUCCACUUGAAAGAGAAAAUCUCUGCUCUAGUGUUCUUAAGCAGGAGUCAAAGUCUGGGCAUGUUGAGCCAGAGCGAUAACAGCGGCUUUCAUUCGACCUGCGAUAAGGUGUCGCACCAUGCUAGGUUUCUUACGCCUGGUGGUAUUGCUUACCACAUUUCCCGCCUCGUUUAUCUUUCCAUGAUUGCUUUUUUCUAUAACACCGUCGCCUCUCGAUCGCCUCUCGGUCUCAUCGAAACUUCCGUCGAACGUGAAACGCGACGUCGUGACGCGCGGCACGGGAUUCGCAGCUCAUCCUUCCGUAAAACAACGUACUUUUGUACACACGUCCAUGGUAUGUGCGCGUACAUCGAGGGACUUGACGUCGUCUUCCAACUCCCAACAGCGAAGGAGCGUGGGAUACAUUGGAGAGCGUAUCACGUGUCCUCUGUGCGCGUUACUACGCGCAACACGCAUCGCGUACGAGCCGUGUGUAUGCGUAAUGUACGUAGCGCGCGUAUCUCCGCACUGCUGCGUGCCUACGUGCCUGUGUGGCUGCGUGCUUAGAGAGCCCACUGCUCCGAAGGUUUCCUUUGUGUCCCCUUCACAGCAUUUUUUCCUCGGUGGAGAGUGGUCGAACGUGACCGAGCGAUCUAAACGGUCUCGACGUCAGGACCGGUGGUUGUUGUUGGCACGCCGCUGUUUUGACGGAUUGCCGGAAAAGUAACGAGCACCAGCAGGGUUUACGAGCGUAACGAACUCGCGUUUCCCCACCGACGAACGGGAGAAACAACGAACAGGCUAGGACAAUCGGGGCUGGGAAAAAUCCAGAUCGUUUCCGCGUACGGAUACUUACACGGUCGAAACCUUUCGAUUCACGUCGCUCGAUUGUUUUAUCGUCGUUGCUAUUGUUAUUAUUAUUAUUAUUAUUAUCAUUGGAAAACAGGGAAGGUAUCGCAAUUAACGAUAGAUAGCAUACAAGGCGAGUAUCUUCGACGCAGCGUACAGGCGAAACAGUGAUCAGAGCUAUUCUGUUUCUCUCGUUGCUCGUUAGCCGUGAAAAAGCCAUCGGAGCCAGCUAAUCGUGACACGAGACUCGCAUUAACCAAACGCCACGCGAUCGAACGAAGAAACUCGUGCUACGGCUCGAACGACUCGCAACGAGGCUUUCGAUAACGAAACGAAACGCUGACUCUAUUCUAGAGCAUAUUACCUAACUUAACUGUUUCGUUCGAAGCCAAGCGUACCACAGCGAACUUUGUACAACAAACUCCAAACAACAAAGUGCAUUUUUAAAACGAACCGUGGCCGAUGUGUCGCUCGUAAAUCUGUUUAGAGACACGCUGUGAUCGAGUGGUGGAAAGAGGAAAAAGGAAAAAACAUAGUUUCGGGAGGAAAAAGAAGUAGUUCGCGAGUUCGGUAGCCUGUCUCGACGCGAUGACACGAGAAUACAUGGCACCUCGCGCGACGAUUUAUCAUCGAGGAACGCGGAGAUGCACGCCUGCCUACAUAGUCUCCGAUUUUUCGUCUUUCUCUUCCUCGCGGAGCCACGUUAUCGCUGAAACAUCUCUGACCGCACGCGAGCCACGUCCAACGAUCGAUUUCCCGAUUGGAAAACACGACGCACCGUGUUCAACUAUUCCUUAUCGCGACUGUUCCUCCGCUCCCGAAACUGUACCGGUACUCUGCGAAACUGUGCGAGAAGUUCGCAGUUCGCCGGCGGCACCUGUUGCACGGAUUUCCGGCACGUUUUCCGCGUGCGUUUGUGCGCGCGCCCUCGUGCACGAAUGCAAGAGAGAAAAACAGUGGCGAGGAGGAACGAGGAGGAGAGCGGAUAGCGGAUGCGUCGUCGCGCGAUUAACCAGCUAUUUUUUACUACGUUACGUCACACUUUUUGACGCGUGUUCUGCUACGAAUCAGCCGCCAUCGAUUCGAGCUAACGCGAUUUCUAACGUUAUUCGGUCGUGCCUCGUGGCACGAGAUAGAAAUUCAGUGGAUAUUAAGAUCGGCUCUCGAUUGAGUGGCGAAAUAAGAACCGAAGGAGAGGCAAAGGGGGAGGGAGGGGGGGAUUCGCGAUAUUGGGACGACGUAAGCAAGUACGCGCGAAAUCGAUGGCACUCAAGAUCGACCGUUAUCCGGGAUUUCCUUGACGUGGAGGAAACGCGGCGAGGAGCGAGUGGAACGAUCGCAGGCUGUUGCGUGCGUGUAUACGUGCGACGAGGUGCGUGGAGAACCGAGGGUCUCGCAUCUGCGAACCAGUCACACCGGUCCCACUUCUCUCUCAUUGGCGUAGCAGCGGAGUUUUCCGAACUAAAUUGCCUGCUAGCGAGUAGCGCUGAACGCGAUUCGCAAACGGAGCGAUUUAAAGGGCUUCGGGCGAGAGGCACACCGAUCCACCGAUCGAGGUCAUAGUAUCGUAUCAUUAGUCCGAGAAAGCCCCUUUUUUGUUUGCCCGUUUACGUGGAAUCGAACGGGAUUAAGCCAACUGUUGGUUAACUGUCGGAGUAAUGCAACGUCUACGAGUAAUUAAUCGUCCAGGUUGGAGGUAAAUUUAAUCGUACGAGGUAAUUGCCAGAUUAUACGAGAUCACUAUGCUUAACUUUGUCGCCCGGGACGAUCGUCCUCCUCUAUUUACAAUGCUUAAGGAAACGUUUGCUAAACGACGAAGAUUCCACACGACGAUAUUAAAGGAAACGAUACCUUCAAACUUAUAAGCGAUCGAUCUUGAUUCUGCCUGCAUAGAUCUUUCCAUCCAGCGUGGCAAGAAAUCUCGAAUCAUGCUUAAAUCCAGCGACCUUCGAAAUCGGCGCGUCGUUCACCUCGAGUUCCCUCGUUGCAUGGUAGCAUGGUAGGAAUCGCACGAUCACCGGGCACAAUGCGUCACGAGUUGCCCUGAAUUUUCCGAGUGAAUCGCUUCUCACGUCGAACGGAAAAGAACGCAGGUUCGGUCGACUAAGAAGGCAGAGGAAAAGCGUGGAGAAGCAGUGUAUUCCUGCUCCAAAUACAAGCACUCUCGUUCCAUCAUGCUUUUAAACGAACGAGGAUGGAUUUCUCGCUGACGUAUUUUUUUGACGGACCACUUUUUCGCAUGCAGGAAAAUGCGCGCUAUAUAGUGCAAGUCCGUGGCCCGUUGUUGCUUCUUCUUCCUCUUUGGACGACAACUUUUCCCCGGCUUCUCCGAGGUUGCAGUUUUUGUCCGCGUCUCCGUUGUUCGUUUCUCUGGCUCCGGUCCUCCACCAGACCAGUUCCCCGAUGUUUUUGCGAGCGUACAGGGCAAAGCCUGGCUCGAGACGGAAAAUUCCUGAUGAAAACUGAAAAUUCUUGGCUUUGCGCCAUUGGAUUCCAGUCGAGCCGGUUGCCGCUCCUACCCGCCGUUAUCUACUGUCUCCCUCCCUCUCCUUUCCUCUCCGUUUAUCCGCCCCCUUCCUGUCUCUAGCCUUUCUCUUUCUCUCCGUUUUGUUCCUAACCUAUGCCUCUUCCUCUUCGCUUCUGUUUCUCCUCUACGCUCUUUUUGCCGUUUCCCUCUUGUACCUCCGUUCCUCCGGAGACCUUCCAGCCGACGAAAUAUACCUUUAGCACUCUCGACUACUCUCGGGUCCCGCACUAGCAGUGCCUCUCGUUGUUGGUGGUACGCGUGACUCAAUUCCGUCCGAUCUUUUCGUUUUGGCUUUUAAACGGGCUAAUCGAUGCGCGUUACUUUCGCUGAAUUCCUCAUCCCACCUUUUCCUGUUCCGUAAUUUCCUAUCCGAUCGCCAGCACUUGGGCGAGGAUCGCGAAUGGGUGAUGAAGAACUUUGAGGUCUACCGGAAAAACUGUGAGAUCGAUGUCCGUCGAGGUUGGACGAGAACGCAAAUAUCUCGUCGACGAAUAUCGGUCUUCCUCGACGAACGAAAGUUUUUCGAUCCAACGGUAGUGAGAACACCGGUAUUUGCUUGCCAGCACACCGGGAGCACUAAUAGCGGUUAAACGGCCGGUUCUUAGCUCCCCAAUUGCAGCCUUAUGGAAUACUAUCGAACAGAGUCCUCGUGAAAAGUCUACCUCGACUAAUUGUUCCCCGCGCACCACCAUCGACACUCGGCUAUUACGAGCGUUGACCCGCUCGAUCGAUAGGGUCGCGGCCAAUAACGCUAAGCUUCCCGAUCAUCGAGCCACCCCGUGAUCUCUGCCAAUGCGGUUUGAGAAGAAUUCUAGAGGCUGCGAGCGAGGAACUUCUCUUUUCAACCGCGAUUCUAUUCCAGGAAUCGAACGAACAACACGAGCCACUGUGUUCGAGCACGAUCGCUCGCCGCCAAGUGGGCCUGCGUCGGUUUUCGGCUUCCAAGAAGGAAACGAAAGUACAUAUAGUGGAUCGCGAGCUUGCUCGAUACGUAAGAGAGAUCGUGUUCGACGCGCCUGGUUCGUUCACGCUUGUUCUUUCACCGUGAGCUCCUUAUUUAUGGGCAUUGCAUUCGCAUAGUUACGCAAUCCGGGUGUUUAUGGUCGAGUAACGGCACAACUUACUAGGCCAGUCACUACUCGGCUCCGUUGUAAACCCGUCUAACACCACCACAACUCCGUCUCCUAAGUCCAGGCACUGGUCCUGAACUUUUCCUAGUCGUGCGUCUGGCGGGUAGCCUCGCGCGAUAUCAUCGGUCGAGGCAGCUCGUUUUUAUAAAGCAACGUACCGCGGACGGUGGUUUCGCGUAAAUUUCAACGGGAGCUCACGUUACUCCAUCGUGGGGCGCUAGGAAACUUUCCGACGAGCUUUUCUCAUCGGGGUGUUGUUGCGCGCGAACUCUGGGAAAAAAUGAGCUGCAAUGUUGCUUCGCGUCCGAGGCGAGCGAAGGAUCGUUAUGCUCGAGCACAUCCACCCGCCAAAGAAGUUUAUCCCGGCUUUUCCUUGCGAGCGGGAGGAAAAAACGAUCGCGAGCGCGGAUUAAAAGAGUGGCGUGGGCGUGGAAGGGUGGAGCGCGCGGGGACGUGGAUACGACGAGAAAAAGAGAGGAAAAAGAAAACGUGGACGCGAGGAGCCAGCGCAGCCAGCGUAGGAAGACGACGAGGCAACCGUCCCGAACCGGGCGGGCAAUAUCGACGCGGCGAACCGUUCGGAGCGGCACACCGCGACAUACGAACGAGCCGAGUAAGCUCGAUAAAACUAGUUCUGUCGAAUAGCUCGAGGAUAUAGCUGCCGUUCGGACCCUUUGUUCUCGUUUAUCGAGCUAUUCGCGGCCGGUCUCGCGGUCGCGACUUUCCGUUGAGCUCCAAUCCGCCCGAUCGCGUCAUUCUCGACUUCCUCCGGUUGAGUCGUUAAGACUUCUUCUUCUUCUUUUACUUCUUCUUCUUCUACUUUUACUUCUACUACUUUCACUUCUUCCUUCGCUUCUUCACCUUUGUUCCGUCAACUUUUCCGAUAGACGAGAAGAAUACGAACAAGAGACGGUUCACGCCUUUGCGCGUCCCUAUGCCGGAGGGUGUGAGUUCGAGUGUGAGGCAGAGGGAGGUUGAUAGUGGCGGGUGAAGCACGAGAAAAGUUCCGAGUGCGUGUCGUUCUCUCAAUAAGGCGAAGGACAUGGCGCUUCCCUACGUCUUCCGUAAACUCGACGAGGAAAAGGGAGAGAGGAAGCGGAGAAUCGGGCGGAGCCUCCGCGAAUGCUCGUGUCUCCAAGGCCUCCAGAGGCGACGAGCGAGAGCAAGAACGUAGGAAAGUGUUUAUCCUUGAGAUUGGACGUUCCGGGAGCUAUCCUCGUAAUCCCCUGGUGGCAAUCUCGUAAUCCUGCCGUAUAACUUCGCCCCCGCUACUCUCGAUCUCACCGUCCACCGAUUCGCCAAGACGCACCUUGACUAUGAGGCCAGGGAUAUCUUAUCCUAUUUUAUCCGAGAUUCGGGGCCAUUGUGCCCGACUCGAUAUUUUUCACUCGUUUUUUCGCCCGUCAGCUCCGACGUCCUUCCUGUCUUUCCUCGAAUGUUCCCCUUCGAGCACGUUUUCCAUUUCUCUCUCUCUCUCUCUCUCUCUCUCUCUUUCUUUCUCUCUUGCUCUUUCGUUCUCCAUAUGGUGUAGAAACGAGGUAGAAACUGUAAUUCGCGGAGGACAGAGAGACGGAAACGGAAAUUGAGGAGUCAGCCGUGGAUAUCGGAGGAAAACGCGUUAAUCGUCCCGAGAUGAAGCUUCCGCGUGCUUCUGUGAAGAAGGAGGGUCACUCGAGCGAACGACUUCAUCGCCGGCUAACUAGAUACUCCGGUGUCUCCCUCUCCUAAAACUGUGGCGGCCACUCCGACUUAACGAAAGGUGGAUAAUUCUUCCGCCAAAGGAAAUUACUGAGAAAGAGCUGACGCUGGCGGACCGAUCGACGAUAUUGCUUUGGAGCGAAGCCUAUCUUCUCUUUUCGCAGUCCAACGUUAAAACAGCUGCGCUGCGAAUCGAACUUCUAUCCUCGUGCAAAGGAGAUCACGUCUAGGGAGAUUCCCCCGUGGGAGACAUCCGCGUCGCUUAUCGUCGCUGAUAAAAUCGGGUGUCGAAUUUGUCGCGAGCCGGCCAACGGCUCCACUCUGGGUAUCUCCCUUCCCCCGGCCUGCAGAGACACAAAUCAGUCGAAGGCCAGCUACUGGGUGAGGUGAUGGCGACGAAGGAAAGCGAGAUAGGGGACCGACAGAGUGACAAAAUGUACUCUCUUACCUGAUAGCAAUAGAAGAAGAAGAAAACGGAGGAAACUGGAGAAAGACAAACUCGAAGUUGGAGAAAAAGGAGGGUAGGAGGAGGCUGGACAGUGAUUUCGUCCAUCUCGAUAGACGGAGAAAACGGCAGGUGUUCGUUGCGGAGCAGCUGCAAUCACGACCACCAUCUGCCGCAGUAAUGCACGCCUCUUCCAAGUCUUCCAGUCUUGGAGAAGCGAGACUCGUUGCCUGAGGCAUCCAUCCUCAAUUAGACGCCACCUGAAACACGUGCCCUUCUCGAAUCCAUGGAUUUCGAUGGCUUCUUUCUUCUCCACCCUUAUCUCCUUCUUUUUCUCAUUCCUCUUCUUGCUCGACUUCGCUCCUCUUUACCGGUUCUCUGCUUCGUAUCUCCACGUUCCAAGGCUUCCUUUCUUUUUUCGACGCCACGCGUCAUUAUCCUUCGCUUCCUGGUAUAGUGCCGAUGUCAUCGAUCACCGAUCCCCGUUUUUCGCGGCGACAGUUGGCAAGCACCAGGCUUUGCGUAAGCGUAAAAACAGCCCUGACACGUGCUGUCGUUGAAAAUGUGAAUCCGAAUAAGAGAUCCUGGAUAUCAUGUUACCGCUUGAUGAUUAUCUGGUCCGCAAGCUAACCUUUCGAAAUAAAGUUGCUAAUUUUCUAAGAUCAA